AAAGUGAUUCUAACAGUGCUCUUUCUUGCAGCUCCCUCUGAAGGAAGGGCGAAUUGACAGGCCAUUCCACUCUUUUACUGCAGUGAUUCUUCCUUUCCAAAAGUUUCAUCUGCAUCACCAUGGCUCUUUGGAUCCGUUCCCUACCUCUCCUGCUGCUGCUGGCUGUUUCAGCUCCUACAGUUAGCCAAGCUAUUCCCAGCGAGCGUCUGUGCGGUUCUCAUCUGGUGGAAGCCCUUUUCCUUGUAUGUGGAGAGCGGGGCUUCUACUAUUCCCCCAGGACCCGAAGGAACAUGGAACAACCACUUGUGAAUGGUCCUUUAUCAAAUGAGGUGGAAGUACCCUAUCAAGAAAUUCAUAAAAUGAAGAGAGGAAUUGUGGAGCAAUGCUGUGAAAAUAUCUGCUCUCUCAAUGAACUAGAGAACUAUUGUAACUAG
This is a messenger RNA of Thamnophis sirtalis, 434 nucleotides long. The record is from RefSeq and is a predicted model, not a curated record. Lineage: Eukaryota; Metazoa; Chordata; Lepidosauria; Squamata; Natricidae.